CAGAGUUAUAAAUGACCACAGCCUCCAGUAAAGGUGUGAACUCACAGACUGGAACUCAUGAGUGCAAAGAACCUGUGACUAUAACAAACUACAUCACAGCCACCACCACUGUGUCUCAACUGAAGCAGCACUACUAAAAAUGGGAAGUCUACAGGAGUUGAUCCCCUUCGCCAAAGAGAUGCUGAGUCAGAAACCCAGCCGGGGUCUGCUGAAGGUCUACCUGGUGGGCUCUGUGUUUGCAGUCCUGGGGACGGUCAUCGGCCUGGUGGAAACCGUGUGUCACCCCUUCUCCUCUGGUGAACCCAUAGACGCAGAGAUGCUCCUAAUGCUGGCCAAGGAGCAGAGAACUGUUAAGGCUGAUUUACAGCGCGGUGUGGGCGGCCAGGAGGAAGAGGAGGAGGUGGAGGAGGAAGACAAGGGUGUCACAACUAAGAGCAUGAUUCUGUCCAAGAAUCAAGGACUCAGCCAAAGGAGCAUUUCCAACAGACUGCACGCUUCCUAAAGCUAACAGGGUUGACCCCAAAUGACUUGAGAUAUUUAUUAGGCGACUGCUGCUGCCAGAGCACCGAGCUAUGCAACGUAGAUUGAAGCUUCAUAGACAGCUACAUGCAAAGUUGCCAAGCUACCUGCCUUUGCUGCUUCUUAAUGAUGCAUUUAAGUGCGAGUGGAAAAUGUCUUUGUAAGCUUUAUGCCUUCGGUACGCAUCAAAAGUGAGAUUAUUUUCAGGGCUCUAAAACUGUCAUCAGAGCAUGGAAGUCACUUCAGCAAUACAAUGUCAGAGAUGAAUUAUACAUUGACUCUAAUAGGGUGUUGCAGCUCUACGGGGACCCUUCAUCUUGACCUCAAUCAAACACUAAGAAAUCAAGUAUGUAUCAAAUAGUGUGAAACUUGAACAAGCUUCAAACUAAUGACACACUCAUUAUUCAUCUCCACAAAACAAGCUUCUCUGAUUCUGCUGGCUGAAAGGAAAACAUGAAAGGGAGUGUGUUCAGGGUCCAUUUUGUUCAUAUUUCAUACAAGUCAGGACUUUUAUCUAUGUAUUCAAGAGUGUUUGAAGAGUACCUGAAUGCAGCAUGUUGUUAAAGUCUCUGUGGCUGUGGUAAGCUGCUGUGUAGCGCCCCCUAAUGUCUGACGGAUGUAUUUGAUCUGACCUACGUACUGUGUUCAAGUAGAGGAAGAUUGAUGUAAAUAUUGUGCUGCGCAUGAUGAGCAAAUAUUGUAAAUAUAUGUUUUUUUCAUACCAAUAAAUUUCAUUUUUUACAAAG
Notolabrus celidotus (New Zealand spotty) is the source of this 1265-nucleotide messenger RNA. RefSeq names its product G0/G1 switch protein 2-like. The record is from RefSeq and is a predicted model, not a curated record. Bases 140 to 502 code for a protein of 120 amino acids. The transcript is spliced from 2 exons. Lineage: Eukaryota; Metazoa; Chordata; Actinopteri; Labriformes; Labridae.